Messenger RNA from Limulus polyphemus (Atlantic horseshoe crab), 888 nucleotides. RefSeq names its product tyrosine-protein phosphatase non-receptor type 14-like. Lineage: Eukaryota; Metazoa; Arthropoda; Merostomata; Xiphosura; Limulidae. The record is from RefSeq and is a predicted model, not a curated record. The annotation marks the transcript as partial. The transcript has 4 exons.
GGUAAUUCAGAAGCUGUUGUGGAUAACUUUCAAGCAAGUCAAGAAUCUUUGGAUGAAUUGGGUAUUUACCACACUGAAGGAAGCUAUGUUGAACAUCGUCCAUUCACAUCAUCACAAGAGUUCAAUAAGGAAGAAAGAAACAUCAACAACAGGUCCUUUCAAGAACAGCAGCAUCAAGCUUUACAACAUCACCUCUCAGAGAAUGCUUUGUCAACAACAUUUACGUCAUCAUCUUCAUUACACAGUGCGCAUGAAACUCGUGUGCGCCCUCACACAGUUACUGCCUACUAUGAUUUCCAUGCCAGUGAAGACAUGUCUUCAACUGCUGAUUUACAGAAACAACCUGAACAGCAGAAUUAUAUUCAUUCAGAACUUUCUCUAGAAAGACGACGAGCUUUACUUCCAUCGUAUCGACAAGCUCCUGAUUACGAGACUGCUGUCCAUCAAAAGUAUGGAAUCCAUAGCACCAGUUUAGGAGAUACAUCCACCCAUAGUGGUAUCCGUCAGUCUCGGACCAGCUCCACCAUAACAGACAGUCAGGUCGACAUCUCCCACGCUUACCACCAAGCUGCUCCUCUGCAGUCUUACACUCAGUAUAAAAACUAUACUGAUUUGUCCCACCUGAAAAGUAAUGGUUCAGCUGGAGUUGUGAGUGAUGUCGGUUUAGGUCUUAGCAGGAGUAAUGAUCUUUCAGUACCUCCUUCACACACCUACAGUAGUCCUGAAUUAACAUCACAAGGCCUGCCAACAGAUCUGACUGCAGAACAACUGUUAGUAAAUCUGCAUCUCUCAUACCAGUACAAACCCCCACCUCCUUAUCCUUACAGUCAGAGGUCAAGUUCUAGUACUCCUGACCUGACUAAAGGUCACCAGGUGAGAGUUCUUUGA